Messenger RNA from Neurospora tetrasperma FGSC 2508, 259 nucleotides. RefSeq lists its product as uncharacterized. Bases 71 to 226 code for a protein of 51 amino acids. Lineage: Eukaryota; Fungi; Ascomycota; Sordariomycetes; Sordariales; Sordariaceae. The transcript has a single exon. The record is from RefSeq and is a predicted model, not a curated record.
GCUCAAGAGGAUCAGAGGAGUACGCGCGCGAGGUGCUCCCGCUCGAGGGUAAGACGAUGGCUUCACAGGGAUGAUCGAGGCGGACGACGGACGCGGCAGCAAUAAUAUCGACAAUGAUCAUAACAAUUACCACCAGAAGGACAUCAAGACGGGCACGAUAGGAUCAAUGGGCAGUGCCGAGCACCUUCCCACGCUGGCGUUUGCUAAAGAGAAACCAUCGCUGUGAGAUUGUGUUUGAUUAGCAUAUGGAUUCAUAGCG